This is a messenger RNA of Amoebophrya sp. A120, 3220 nucleotides long. The record is from the annotation of a GenBank genome assembly. NCBI's taxonomy places the organism in Eukaryota, Dinophyceae, Syndiniales, Amoebophryaceae.
GCUAUCGAUCCUCACCCACUAACCGUACUGGUAUUCCUGGUCGAAGCACAAGCAGCCUUAAUCUGUUGCAACGAACCUGAACCAGCAGUCAUUUAACUUCGACAUACUACGCCUCAGGAGCAUCAUCGUAUAGUACUCUCAGUCUCUCUGGUCGGAGCUCUCCAAUAGCACUACCUUCAAGGAGGACCAACUACAAACUAGCGUUUUAUAAUUUUCUCCACGCUCCUGCACCAAAAAGAUGAUCUACUGCAACAAAAUGGUCCACCUGAUCCUCAACAUGAAGGCGGUGUUCCUCCUUCUCUCCAUGUUAAUCUUCAUUUUCGGGCAAAAAGUCAGCGGGGUGUUCUGGAAGACGAAGACAGUCGACCCGGUGUCGUCCUCGUGGCCGGGGGCUCCUCCUUCUGCUGCGGUCCUUCCAGGCGGAAUAUGUUGCGGGGUUGCGUCUGCGUCGUCGGCGGCUGCGGCAGGUGCAGUUCGAGUAGUUCCUCCGACCACUAGAUCGGGUUGGAACUACCAAGCAAGGGAAACAACUUUUCCGCCCUACCUACUGCUAGUACCUCAGGUCGUUCAGGUGGACCAGCACGGGCGGCCGCAGGGCGGCCAACAUCAACCGAAGAACUCCUGUUGCCUCCGCUUCAAAAAUUAUCUCGUCGGCUUGGGAAUCUGCGUUGUCGCCGUUCCUACUGGGAUAUAUCUGGAAUUAUUGAGCGAGGAGCGACCGCCUUGCGGCGACGCCGAGUACAAACUCUUCGAUGUUUGGGGUCAUCGCUACUGUCUACCACAAAGCGAUUUGCAGUGCCCGUGGACUUUUGACGAGCGGAUGAAAACUGUUGCACCUUCUGACGUCGUGAGCCAGACCUUGCAGCAGAUCACGGACUGUGUCAACCGCGAACUACUGCCCGGGGAAGAAGGCACUAACGCCUCCACGUACUUUCUCGGGCCGAAGGUCGGCUGGUACAGAAACAGGGCGCGGAGCUUUCUUGUCUCCAACAUUCCAACACCCUGGGUCGCGGGCUCGACGUCUUCCACCUCUUCGAGCGGUAGUUCUGACCCCACCCAGCAGGCGCUACAACUCGAGCAUGAGCUCUGGGAGCACUUGCGGAAUGUACUCGAACAAGAAAUGCAAAAAAGUGGAAAUAACCUCGGAGGAGGUCCUCUGAGACCUCUCGAACAAGACGAAGUGCUGAAAAAGAUGCUUUCCGAUCUUCUGCCAGAAGGAACAUCACCAACCGACAGCUCCUACGUCACGGUCGUUGAUGGUGACGGGGUCUGCAAGUCGUUUCUAGUGGUUUGCGCCUUGGACCAACAAGAAGGUUGGGGUCCUUUCACGAAGACAAUGGGGUGCGAGCCGGCUCUGUCGCACAUGAAUAGGCAGGACCGGUCUUCCUUGAAAGAGAAGUUUGGGGUUCCUCAGGGACUCGAAUUAGAGCCGCGGCACGUGAUCGCGAAAUGCAUUAAAGAUGUGGCACGAGGGCCGUCUACUGCCACUACUGCAGCUCCUGUGACGGCGUGGUCGGAUCUAGGACGUCGAGUGUCCUCGUCGGCAGGAGGAGGCGACGUGGUCAUGGAGCAGGAUGGAAAAAAUGCAGGAGAAAAAACGGCAGGACCAGGAGUUCUUGUACAACUGGGAGCAGACAAAUGAAAGCCAAUGAUGGUGAUCAUAUCUCGCGUCGUCGAGGUCGACUCGAGCUCUAAUACAGUUCGUCAAAAAGAAAUAAAGUACACCUUAACUGUAGACUCACGGUCCUCACGUCGAGCAGGUCAGUACCGACAAGAAGUCCCAAGGUCUACUUUCUGUUGAUCGGUAGAUCUUGCCACUUGAACACUUGUGUCUUGCCUUUACCCGCGGGUGACAAAAAACUUCUUCCUGAUUGUUUUGCUCAAUCUUGAGCCAACGGCUCACAACAAAAUUAUACAGGUUGCAUCGUGUCUCACAUGUUCCAGGGUCUAUCUAGAUGUGAAUCAACGUAAUGAAACCUAGUGGCCGAUUGGCAAAAAAACGGGUAGGCAAAAGUAAAAAAACAUUCCCCAAAAAACGAUUUCUUCAUGCGACUCGGCGAUAUCAGUACGAUGUACACGAUUCAGAAAAAAGCUCAACCGAGUAGUCACGACCAAGAAGAAAGCAAGAUCUUGACCGAUGAAGAUAGGUGUGAACAUUCUGUGAACAACACCCCUCCUCAAACUAGUCACUAGACCUGGUUUUUGCCUGGAAGUGUAAAACUCUGGUCGUGCUCGUUUGCUGUGUAAAUGAAACUCAUACUGUAGGUAAGAUAAAUGCUACUGCUACUGAUGUUGCUUGUGGUAGAAGAAAAAUACUUUACUAUGACUGGAUGACAAAUUUGCAUGACAGAUCGGCAACUGUUCGCUUGUUUCCUGGACUUCAUGAAUUAAUUUUUAUACACGGGAAAUCUUCAAGAGUUAAUCAUACUGAGGAGGAAGUUAUGAACUUUUAUUGGUAGUGAUUUUGUCAGGAUGUCUGCGUACUGGUAUUUGGUUGACACAUGGAUUACUUUUAUUUCGUUCUUUGCAUGUAGAUCUUUUACAAAAUUGUAUCUGAUGUCUAUGUGCUUGGUUUUUCUCGUGCUAUCGGUUUGCGAAACAAGGUCUAUACAAGAUUUGUUGUCUUCAAAGAUUGGCGUCGGUGAUUCCUUCACGUCGGGAAUUUUCGCUGUCUUAUGCAGGCUGGAUAAAAGUUGCCUGUAGUACAGUAUUUCUCGCGAGCAUUCGCUCACUGCGUAGUACUCCGCUUCGGUACUACUCAGGGAAACAGAUUUUUGCGUGAUGCUCUGCCAAAAAAUCAAGUUACCGGCAAAGAAAAUCAAAAUCCCGGACGUGGAUCGGCGGUCUUCAGAAUUGCCCCAAUCGGCGUCGCUGAAGCCUAUGAUCUCGUCACCGGAUGGCACAUGCGUACAGGCCUGAAUUUCUAGCGGUUUAUCACCGCGGAAAACGACACCUCGAGCAGGUCAGCACCGCGGUUCCUCACGUCGAGCAGGUCAGUACCGACAAGAAGUCCCAAGGUCUACUUUCUUGACGUACAACUUAUUGAUCAUUCUUACGCAAAAGAGGAGUAGUUGAGCGCUUUUUGAUAUUGAAACGCAAACACAAGUUUUCCAUCAUGAAACAAGCAGUUUUCGAAACUAAGAGAAUUUUUCGUGCUUGUCGACGAAGAUGUUCUUGAAACUCUAGAUUUACAGCUGACGAGUCUGAAGUAAUGGCACAG